UCUCUCUCUCGCAUACACAUACAGACAUCCAAUCCUUCCUCCUCCUUCACCCGCUGUCCCUCAGCAGACAAACAUUCCUCAUUUCCGACCAGAUCAGAUUAAGGCGAGCCCGCCAUGUUGGCACCCCUGGUCUCCAAAGACUCGACAUCGCCGCAGUGGAGGGAUCAAGAAGAUCCUAGUGCCGAGGAUCCCGGCAAGACCAGCCUUGGCGUCCUGCUCAAGGAGGGCCGGUCCUUGUCUGCGAUAGCCGUCCCGAUGGUCUUGACCGGCCUCCUGAUCUACGCCCGCUCGGCCAUCUCGAUGCUCUUCCUCGGCCGCCUCGGCGACCUCGCCCUCGCUGGCGGGUCCCUUGCCAUCGGCUUCGCCAACAUCACGGGCUACUCUGUCCUCUCUGGCCUCGCCAUGGGUAUGGAGCCCAUCUGUGGCCAGGCCUUCGGGGCUGGCCGGUACAAGGUUCUUGGCCUCACCAUGCAGAGGACUAUCCUUUUGCUCCUCCUAACUUCAAUCCCCAUCUCUGUCCUGUGGCUCAACAUGAAGCCAAUCCUCCUGUAUUUUGGGCAGCAAGAUGACAUCUCGUCUCAAGCUCAGCUAUACAUCCUCUGCUCGCUCCCUGACCUUGUCGCGCAGUCGCUCUUGCACCCACUGCGCAUAUACCUCCGCUCACAGUCCAUUACAAUGCCGCUUACCUUCUGUGCUGCUCAGGCUAUUAUCCUCCACGUCCUUAUCAAUUACCUCCUCGUCAAUGUGCUCGGCCUUGGGAUCAGAGGCGUUGCGCUCGCUGCCGUCUUGACCAAUAUCAAUCUCGUGGCAUCGCUGAUCCUUUACGUACUAAUCUCCGGCGUGCAUAAGAACACGUGGGGCGGGUUCUCGUCGGAAUGCCUCAAGGGGUUCAAGUCCCUCGUGGACUUGGCGGUCCCUAGCUGCAUCUCAGUCUGCCUUGAGUGGUGGUGGUACGAGAUCAUGAUCUUGCUAUGCGGGUAUCUGUUGAAUCCCCGAGCCACCGUUGCCUCCAUGGGGGUUUUGAUCCAGACAACCGCACUGGUAUACAUCUUCCCGUCCUCACUGAGCUUCAGCGUGUCGACGAGGGUCGGGAAUGAGCUUGGGGCGGGCCAGCCCGACAAGGCAAGGCUGGCGAUGAACGUGGGGCUCGCUUUUAGCUUUGUGUUGGGGUUCGCUGCUUUGGUGUUCACUACGAUGGUAAGGCACACGUGGGCGAGGAUGUUCACACAGGAUACUGACAUUGUGGCCUUGACCUCCAUGGUCUUGCCCCUUAUAGGGCUGUGCGAGCUUGGGAACUGCCCGCAGACGACGGGGUGCGGCGUUCUCAGAGGGACUGCGAGGCCGAAGAUGGGGGCGCACAUCAACUUGGGUUGCUUCUAUCUGGUCGGCAUGCCAAUCGCCGUGUGGCUGAGUUUCUUCUUGGGGUUCGACUUCAAGGGGCUGUGGCUCGGGCUAUUGGCGGCGCAGGGCUCGUGCGUCGUGACCAUGUUGCUUGUCUUGGUCCGGACCAACUGGGAAGGCGAGGCACGGAGAGCCCAAGAACUCACUAGAGAAAAUGCGACCACCGUAGAUGGCGAUCACGAUCAGCAUGAUAGCGCAAGUCAAUGAUGGAGGUCUCACGAGGACGGCAAAGAAGAUGAGACGUCAAGGCUAUUGCCAUAAAGAGAAAAAGAAUUUAGGGGUAGAUCAUCGACUGACCACCUUUAUUUUUUGGUUCAAUUUCUGGGUGCGACCCUAGAAUUAAUGGAUUUUAUGAUAUUGGUUCGCGAAAUCUACAGAUUAUGGACCAACUUAAUGUGUUCGGGGAGAUGUGAGAGAGGAACGGUCGGACAUUUUUUUUAAUUAGUAA
Eucalyptus grandis is the source of this 1849-nucleotide messenger RNA. RefSeq names its product protein DETOXIFICATION 49. NCBI's taxonomy places the organism in Eukaryota, Viridiplantae, Streptophyta, Magnoliopsida, Myrtales, Myrtaceae. The record is from RefSeq and is a predicted model, not a curated record. The transcript has a single exon. Gene Ontology annotation, molecular function: antiporter activity; xenobiotic transmembrane transporter activity. Gene Ontology annotation, biological process: xenobiotic detoxification by transmembrane export across the plasma membrane. Gene Ontology annotation, cellular component: membrane. The coding region runs from base 115 to 1608 and encodes 497 amino acids.